AAUAGAGACCUCUAAGGAGAUAAUUUUUCACUCUGUUUCCCAGUCCAUCCCUCUUGCUUCUUCUAGUUCUAGACCUCCUCUAUCUGUCCAAUCCAUCCCUCUUGUUGCUUCUAGUACUAGACCUCUAUCUCAAAGUUUUGAUCCAUAUUUAGCAUCCAGUAUGGUUCUUGUCUCCCCGGUCAUGUGCAACAUCUAGAUUGAUUUUACAUAACACCGGCUCCAACAACCUCAGACAGUUUGUAGUUACUGAGUGAAGUGCUAGCUUGGUAAUCUUGCAAGAUUUUUCAAUCAUUCAGAUCUUAAAUAGAGAUGCCUCGUAGGGCAAGAGUGUACUAUGAGAAUUCAAGUAGCAAUUCGGAUGACGACCCUGAUUUUGUGGUUCCGAGAAACUCUAGCCACAGAUUUGCCUCUUCCACUAGUACUACUAACUUUCAUGGUGUGAGGAGAUCUUCUAGGAGGACGAGGUACAGGGUUAGACAAGCUCCCAUGAAUGCUGAGAUUGAAAAUGAGAUAAGACUUUCUGGAAGGGGGAGACAAAAUGUCAGCAAACCGAGAGAAGAUUCAACCAAGGUAAGGAAUGGCAAAUGUACCAUCCUGUCAUGGUUAAUUAAUUCUGGAACAAUCGAAGAAGGUACCAGAGUGUACAGGGAUGGAGAGGUUAGACUUGAAGGGAAGAUUUCUAGGGAGGGAAUUCUAUGUAGUUGUUGCAAUAGCACCAUUACAGUUAAGGAAUUCGAGUGCCAUGCAGGCAGUAGCAAGGACAAAGCUUAUAUGAAUACAUACACUGGUGGUAGAGGGACUAGAAAAUCCUUGUUGCAGUGCCAGAUAGAAGCAUGGAACAAGCAAAAAACGCCUGCAAGCAGUGGGUUCCAAACUGUAGAUGUCCAGAAAGACGAUGUUGAUAAGAACGAUGACAUUUGCAAUAUCUGUGGAGGUGAUGGGCAGCUAAUCUGCUGUGAUGUUUGUCCAUUGACAUAUCACGAGGAAUGUGUUGGAAUUAAGACACUUCCCCAAGCUCCUUUUCACUGCCCGAUCUGUGUUUGCUCGAUUUGUGGGAUGUAUGGUGCUAAACCCUUUUCAUUCAGGUGUUUUCAGUGCGAAGAAUUCUAUCAUUGGAACUGUCUUGGAGGAGCAGCUAUACCUGCUGGCAAUGUCGCCUUCUGUGGGAAAAAAUGUAGAGAGGUGUACAUUCAAUUGCAGAAGCUGCUUGGAGUCCCACAUCAAAUAGGGAAUGGAUUCUUAUGGACUCUAAACAAGCAUAUGGGUCCAGAGUCAGUAUCUCACCAUGGAGAAGAAAAGAGAAUGGAUUGUAACUCAAAGAUUGCUUUGGCAUAUGCAGUCUAUGAUGAGUGCUUCCAGCCUAUCAUUGACAGCAGGACUGGCUUGGAUAGGAUUCCAACUGUUGUUUUCAACUGUGGAUCAAACUUGAGCCGUCUUGAUUGUCGUGGGUUUUACACUUUCACCUUAGAGAGAAAAGAUGAAGUAACUGCUGCAGCAUCCAUCAGGGUUCAUGGGACUAAGCUAGCUGAAAUGCCAUUUAUUGGAACCAGAGAGAAGUAUAGGCGCGAAGGAAUGUGCCAACAAUUAGUUGACGCAAUUGUAUCUGUUCUUCUCUCCCUCAAAGUAAAGAAACUGGUCUUGCCAUCAGCCCCUGAAAGACUUGAUUAUUGGACAACACAUUAUGAAUUCAAACACAUUACUGAGAUACAAAGAAGAGAGAUGUUGUCCAUGAACUUAAUGGUGUUCAAGGAUACAACUAUAUUGCAAAAGAUCUUGUCACUGGAUGAUGGUUCAAUGGAAGGAAAGAAAGAAGGUAAUAAAGUUUUGAAUGGCGAUUAUGAACCAAAAUGCAAUAAUUCUGAAGAUAGUCCCAAAGACAAAGAAGAUACAAUGCCUACUUGCAGCGCAACUUCCAUGAACCAAGCUGAUGGUCCGAGGUACGUUAACAUUACAUGCAAAUGUCACAAAAGAGCUGCAAUCAAGGUAUCAGAGUCCAAAGAUAACCCCAACAAACUCUACUACACCUGUCCAGAGAUUAUAUAAGAGAGGAAAUGUGGAUUUUUUGCUUGGUGUGAGCCAGUGAAUGUGAUAUCAGUCAGAAGUGUACCAUCAAACAACCCCAGUCCUCCUGAUUUUCAACAGUUAAAGAAUGAGAUGCGUAGUUUGAAGAUAAGAUUGAAGCGGUUGGAGAAAUUCAAUGAAAAAUUGAAGCUUGUUGGACAAGUUGUUUUAUGUAUUGUGGUUGUUUUAUUGAUUGCAAUGGUUAUAAAAGUUUAAAAGUCUUUGUUAGGAUGGUAAUGAUGGUCGGGAUGGUUGGGAUGGUUGGGAUGGUUGGGAUGGUUUUUUAGGAUUUUGAGUGGAAUAGACAUAAUAUGGAACUUUUUGAAGAAACUUGUAUCUGAAUUGAAUAUGGUAAUUAGAAUGUUAUCUUAUUUCUACCA
This is a messenger RNA of Macadamia integrifolia, 2441 nucleotides long. RefSeq names its product increased DNA methylation 1-like. The coding region runs from base 310 to 2043 and encodes 577 amino acids. The record is from RefSeq and is a predicted model, not a curated record. Lineage: Eukaryota; Viridiplantae; Streptophyta; Magnoliopsida; Proteales; Proteaceae. Gene Ontology annotation, biological process: negative regulation of DNA-templated transcription. Gene Ontology annotation, molecular function: transcription corepressor activity. The transcript has 10 exons.